CAAACAUUAGCAUCGAAGUCAAUGACGAAAAGAUUGGAAAUUGUUUCGCAUUGAAUCAGAAAUGUCAUUGCACUUCACCUGACAGUUACAACCUUAGCAUGGCUGAAAUUAAUAUAAAAAGAAUAGUAACACUUACGAUAAAGAGUGUAUCUAGGAAAACCUCUACCAAUGAUCUAAGGUUUUCAGCUCGGGUUGCAGAUCGCACCCAUGAAAACAGGCUUAAUUGCACUGCAACAGUUUUCUGUAAGUAUAUUUUCAUAAAUUAAUGAAAUAAAAAUAAUGUGGGUCUAUUUGACUUUAAGGGGUGAAAGAAAGGCUUGUUACCUGUAUGCAUCUUUUAAGUGCUAAAUAAUAUACUUUAACGUUUUUAUAAAAGUAUAUGUAUUUUAGAAAAUUAGAUUUUAACUUUCUAACAAACAGCCAGGGCAAAAGGAUUUUCAUGUGCAUCAAACACAUCAAAAACUGGAGUAAUGUUAGCUUGUUCAGCGCAAAGAAUUUAUCCACAAGGAAUAUGCAG
Molecule: messenger RNA, 517 nt
Organism: Lymnaea stagnalis (great pond snail)
Lineage: Eukaryota; Metazoa; Mollusca; Gastropoda; Lymnaeidae
Source: the annotation of a GenBank genome assembly